AGUUCCGGUACACAGGUCACACAACUACCGUCAUGGAGGCGCCCACGUUUACAAGAAUUCUGGCAGCUUUCGUUAUUUUAUGUCUGCUUGAAAUAACAACUCUGACAGGAGGAGAUAUCAUAGACGAAAAUGAAGUAGUCGAAGAAGCCGAUGAAUUUGAUGUAUAUCCUGGAGGCGAGGUGCACACGUUUGAACAAGAAAAAGAAGGCGUAAGGUGCAAAUUCACAUACUCUGCUCAGGGAGGAACAAACGAAAAAUGGCUGUUCGUGAUAUCACACACACCGGACAAGAAAAGGUUUCACUGCACCGUAGAACGACCAGAUGGUAAUUCCUACUUGUUCUUUAUGACGUUUUCGCUCAGUGUCGAAGGUGCGACGUUGGAGGAGGCAAAUGUCGCUGGCAAGAACUUUGAAGCUCUCGGUAAAGAACAGUACAUCAUUAAUGGCAACGAAGUGAAACACAGCAGUACAUUCCAGAGUGGUCUCAGUUCAGUGCUUAUCACAGCCAAAGGAGUGAUAUCAGAGGAACUUUGAAUGUCAUGCUGAAGAGAGUGGGACAAUAUGGCCAUGUUUGAUGAAAAUAGCAAUAAGAACAGCAAUUUAACCUUGUGUUAGGAAAAAUUUAACGUUUUAUUCACGUUAAAACGUCACUACAAUCAUCAUACACAAGAUGGAAAGCACGUGGCUGGCAAAAUUUUCUGUAUAUUAAUAUAUUUUUUAUAUAUCACUACUCCAACAACUCACCUUUCAUAUAAAUAACAUUGUGAUGGGGUUUCUGUGGUUUAGAAGUAAUUUUCUUGCUGUUUUGAUGUAUUUUAAAUAAACGUGUGAUCUUUUUGCCUCAGUGUCUCAUGCAUUAUAUGCAAAGAUUCUAAGUGUUGCACACUGGCACAGUUUUGCGAAACAACAUUGUUCAAACUUCGAAAAUAGUAGGCUAGCUAAUAAAUUUAUUGUUUUGGUGAUGUGAGCAAUGUACAUCUCAAGUUCAUGGUAUACAGCUUGUUUUGGUGUUGAGUGAGUUUUCAAUUUCAUUAUAACAUAACUGGGCAAUAAAAGCACAAAAUACUGCAAGUUUGUUUCAUCUA
This is a messenger RNA of Priapulus caudatus, 1084 nucleotides long. RefSeq names its product myeloid-derived growth factor-like. The record is from RefSeq and is a predicted model, not a curated record. Gene Ontology annotation, biological process: positive regulation of endothelial cell proliferation; positive regulation of angiogenesis. NCBI's taxonomy places the organism in Eukaryota, Metazoa, Priapulida, Priapulimorpha, Priapulimorphida, Priapulidae. Bases 33 to 533 code for a protein of 166 amino acids. The transcript has a single exon.